AUGGAGAUGCACAGUGGAACUACUGACCCUCCUCUUUGCCUCAUGAUUGGCUACACUGACGGGAUGCAGCUCUGGAGCGUAUCUGCCAUAAACUCGUACCAGUACGACUCUGUGACGCGGCGUCUCCUGAACCAGCUCAGCUUCUACAUCAUGCCGGUGUUUAAUGUGGACGGGUAUCACUUCAGCUGGACCACGGAUCGGUUCUGGAGGAAAACCCGGUCUAAGAACCACAAGUUCCACUGCAGAGGAACGGACGCCAACAGGAACUGGAAGGUGAAGUGGUGCGAGGAAGGAGCCUCUUCUCACCCGUGUGACGACACGUACUGCGGACCCUUCCCUGAGUCUGAGCCCGAGGUGAAAGCCGUGGCAAAGUUCCUGAGGAAGAACAGGAAGAGGGUGAAAGCGUACAUCUCAAUCCACGCCUACGCUCAGAUGCUGCUCUACCCGUACUCAUACAAGUACGCAACUAUACCCAACUUCAGCUGCGUGGAAUCAGCGGCUCACAGUGCAGUCAGCGCUCUCUACUCUGCGUACGGAGUCCGGUAUCGGUACGGCCCCGCCUCCACCACCCUCUAUGUGAGUUCUGGCAGCUCCAUCGACUGGGCCUACAGGAACGGAAUCUCGUACGCCUUCGCCUUCGAGCUUCGGGACACAGGAUACUACGGCUUCCUGCUGCCGGAGUCUCUGAUCAGCCCCACCUGCACAGAGACGCUGAGAGCCGUCAAGGCCAUCGCAUCGGGGCUGCUGAAGAAGUGUGAGGUGGACAAGGACACGUUUCCAUACAUAUGAGCUCCGAAACUACUCUUUUUCAUACCAGAGAUAAUUAGGGAUCAUCGAGGGAGAGCAGAGAUCCAUUAGAAACCAUGAGAGAUCAUCAGAAACCAUCAGAGACCAUCGGAGACCGUCAGAGACCAUCAGAGACAUCAGAG
Notothenia coriiceps (black rockcod) is the source of this 929-nucleotide messenger RNA. Its product is annotated as carboxypeptidase A6. NCBI's taxonomy places the organism in Eukaryota, Metazoa, Chordata, Actinopteri, Perciformes, Nototheniidae. Gene Ontology annotation, molecular function: zinc ion binding; metallocarboxypeptidase activity. The transcript has 6 exons. The coding region runs from base 1 to 789 and encodes 262 amino acids. The record is from RefSeq and is a predicted model, not a curated record. Gene Ontology annotation, biological process: proteolysis.